This is a messenger RNA of Cercocebus atys (sooty mangabey), 4817 nucleotides long. Its product is annotated as death domain-containing membrane protein NRADD-like. The record is from RefSeq and is a predicted model, not a curated record. NCBI's taxonomy places the organism in Eukaryota, Metazoa, Chordata, Mammalia, Primates, Cercopithecidae. The transcript has 3 exons. Gene Ontology annotation, cellular component: cell surface; plasma membrane. The coding region runs from base 2679 to 3101 and encodes 140 amino acids. Gene Ontology annotation, biological process: Rho protein signal transduction. Gene Ontology annotation, molecular function: nerve growth factor binding; coreceptor activity; death receptor activity.
CCGUGACCCCCUCUGGGCUCACUCGCCCCCCUCCGCGUGGCCGUCGCUGAACUGGGGCCUCAGUUUCCCCGGCCGUGCAGCCCCUGCCCCACAUCUCGCCCCGGCUCGUGGUUUCCCCAAGAUUUCAUCUCUUCAUCCGGUCGCCCUCGCACGCCAUUCGUCCAAGACCGCAACCCGGCCAGGCGUCCCGCAAGCGCGUUUGCAUUCCUUCGCCGGGCGGGGGCGACAACACCUGAGGCCGCGCCCCUCCAGCUUGGCCCUGCCCCCUCAUUGUCUUGCCUACUUCUUGGGCCGCCCUGUGGCGCUGCUGUGGUCGCGAGGUUGGGGUUGGGGGCCAGAACCACCCCAGAGACUCCACGUUGUCUUCUCGGAGGGCUCGGUCGUGCCCUGCUGAGUGGAUCCAUCCUGGCGGCCACCGGUCAGGAGGAGUUAGGGGCAGAGCCCUUGCUGAGUGGAGGGAGCCGGGGGCUGCCUCUCUGUCCCCCAUCUCCAGACUCGUGAUCCUGCAGGUGUUGUGUGUGCUGGUGUCGGCGUGUGCAUGAGAAAUCAGGGUGGUGUGGGUGUGCAGGGUGGUUGCAUUGUGUGUGCGUAUUCGUGGGCCUGGAGACGGAUGGGAGGUGGGACGGGUUCCGUCCCCGCUGCUCAGAGUGGGCUGGGCGGAAGCCAGGCCUGUCUGCUGCUGCGUCCUGGUCACAAGCCCAUCGACCAUCCAGGAUCUUGCAGGGUCCCUUAAUGUAAGUGACACAAAUGUACACACCCCACAUGUGGCAAGGGCCACCAGGUCGCACACACUUGGCCACAGCACUGUGUUGCUGACUUAGCCAUACACAUGGGGACAUGGUGUGGGAUAGACUGGUACCCAAUAUGUGGUGGUGGAUACUGGGGAGUUGGAGGGCCUUCCCGGGUGUCUCCUCCAUUCCUUGUCUCCAGGCAAGCUCUCCUUAGUCUAGACAAGGAGCUUCUCUUCCUCAAACCUCAGGAAGUGGGUCCCAUCAGAUUCAGCCCUAUAGGAUCCAGGUAGGACUGAGUAGUCCUAUCCUUUGAGUCUCAGGCCCUCUCUGAAUUUCUGGAUGAAGCAGGAUCAACUAGGGGAUCUCUGGGCCCGUAUCCUCCAUUCCCUUGCUGAACCCACCAAGGUAGCAUUCCACCCAGUUCCUGAUCAGGAGAGGGCUGGACACUGACCCUUGAGGAAGGACUACGAGCAUGGUCACUGCAGAAAGUCCUCCUGCCUUGGGGCUUCAGGAUGUUGGGUUCCUGAGCUAUAGCUGAAAAGCCUGGCAGUGAGCCUCCCACUGGCCAGUACGUCUCUCCAGCCUGGUUCUGGCUAAGAUGGAGCUAGAAGGCAUGUCUCCCCUAUCCUCCCUACCAUCCCUGGACUCAGACCAAGUGUUUCGCAACAUCUUUGAGACAGUGGUUUCCAACCUGUUUUCCAUCCUGAAUUGUACCUGACACUUCUAACUUUGGCCAGCUGGGACCACCUCUGUCACCUCCACCCCAUCUGACACAGGAGGAAACUGGUCCAGCGCUAGAGUGAAUCAGGUUGAAGUGAGAAAAGGGGGACAGACUACCCCAAGGGACUGCCAACGUCAGGCCUGGAGAUUUCCCCCAUAUUCCUCCUGCACACAGCCCUUUUUGGACCGAGAGAAGCAGCUCCCAGCUCCCCUGCCUGGGGGCUGCCUAAAACUCUCUAACCUCUUCUCCAAGAAACAGCCCCAGGGAGCAUUACCCACUAACAGCCAUGCUUCACAACUCUAGCCACAGCAAAGGCCUGGCCUAUGUGGGUAAGCAUCCCUUGAUUCAGAUCAUGGGCACCAGGCAGGCUGAGAGGUACCCCAAGUGGGUAGGUCACACCCAAGUCCAGCCACAGGUUCUGGAGUCUCUCAAAUCCUGUGUACCCUGACUGCACUAGAUCGGGAGGACAAGUCGCUUCCAGGCAGAAGAAAGCAACAACACUUCCUUUCCAGUUCAGCUUUAUUUUGCAAAAAUUUACAAGGCCUCCUUUGCACAGAGAUGCUUAUGGGGACCACAUGAAUCAAUGUGCCCUCACAGUCCAGACUUAGUGGCAGAGACAGGACACAAGUGCCAUGGUAGACAGUGCCAUGGUCUUUCUUCCUGUGCCCUGGAUAAUUGGAUAAAAAUGGAUUUAGUGCUGUGGUAGACAGGAGUGCAAAUGGACCCCCAAAAGGAAGAGAUCGAGGAAGUCUUCCCAGAGUAGAAGAUUUUUGCCAAUAUGCCAGAUGGAGAACGGAGAUUGGCAAGAGCAGAAGUCUGGAAGGUUAUGAGAACAGGGUAGGAAGGACAAGGUGUCCAGAGUGGUAAGCAAAGGGGAAGUAGAUGAAAAUGGAAAAAUAGGCCAGACAGCUCCUGAUGCUGUGGUAUAAGCUUUUGACUCUACAUAGUAGGGACCACUGGCUUCAAACCUUUUCGGCAACAAAGUUUAGGUGAGGCUACCUAGGGACCCUAGCCUUGGUUCCUUGCUCCUGACCUGAUCUGUCUUUUCUUCCACAGGUAAGAUCCUGAGGAGGCAGGAGAGGGACAGGGAAGGAGUAUGGGUAGGGGCAGGGGGAGCCCUGUACCCCAAUACUUCCCCUUUCCUCCUGGAGCCUCCAGUGUCUCAGGCAGCAUCAUCCCAGUCUACUGUACCCUCCUGGCCACUGUGGUCCUCGGUCUGCUUGCCUAUGUGGCCUUCAAGUGCUGGCGCUCACAUAGACAAAGACAGCAGCUGGCCAAAGCUCAAACUGCAGAGCUGGGAGGUCUCAACAAGGACCAGAUGCAUGGGGAUAGCAGUGUCUUCCUGGACUCUCCUAGCAGUCUGGAGCCCUGUGCCUCCAACCAGGCAGCACCAGGAGAAAGUGGAGCGGCUGCUAGAGGUGUCAGUUGAAACUGACAAAGGCUGGCGGGGACUGGCAGACCAUCUGGGCUACCAGGCUGAGGCUGUAGAAAUCAUGGCCCAAGGCCAGGUGCGAGCCUACACACUGCUGAGGGACUGGGCUAUCCAAGAAGGCAGUGGCGCCACCCACAAGGUGCUAGAGAAUGCCCUGGGCCAGGAAGAUGUGGUCCAGGUCCUGGGCCCCCAAGCUGAGGGCUGCUCUGUGGCAUGAGUGCUGCCUCCAUAGCCUGGCUCCUCGGAGCCUGCUCUGGUGCUCCCGUACCCCCAUCUCAUGUAUCUUUCCCUUCAUGGGCUUCCUGGGGUUGCUGGGCUCAGCCUGCUCUGUUCUGGAGAAGAAAACCGAAGAUCCAGCCACCAUUCACUUCCCCUCACCCACCCAUCCCCUCCAGAAGAGGCCCCAGGAUAUGGUAGGGAAGUAGGCAGUGAGGAGUGGUCCUGCCCUUUGGAUCCCUACUCCACCUCCUCUUAAGCCUCAGCUGGUUUUGCUACUUUUGUAACCCGUAUUAAAGGUGGUUCGGACUUUUCCGCUGGCUCUAUUUGGCUCCUUGGGCCUGUGAGACAGCUGGGUGGGUGGCUAUGAGGGAGGCCCAGAAAAGGGCUGGGGGUCCCUAGGCUGUGGGAGGGCCCUCUCCAAGCAGCACCUGGGAUGGCAGGGACUGUGAUCCUAUAGAAGAUGCAUGGGCUCUGGAGGCACAGAUCAGAGUUCAUAUCCUGUGCCUACCAUUUGCUGGCUUUAUCCUGUUUGGAAGCUUUUUUACCUUGCUGAUUAUUUUACCUUGGUAUUUUAUCAACUUCCUUAGCUGGAGAACAGUAAGUUUAGGUGACACUUUCAGUAGUUUCCCCCACACCUAAGACUCCCAGGUUGGUGCUGAGGGACCCCGGGUUUGAGAUCAUUUUCCUGACUUGUUCUGUGAGCAGCACCAAGGGGAGGCUGGAGGCCUGUUCCUCUAGACAGGAGGCAAGAAACAGGCUGGUCCUGGGCAGUUAAUUACCAAGGGCCUCAGGUCACCUCUAGAUAAGAAAAAAGAAAACACUCUUUACAAGACCUGAACUCAGGACAAGGCAUUCCAAAUGUACUUCCACAUCUGCUCAUGUGGUUGCUGCACACACCAAGAACAGGUGGGUCUCCUGGGCAGCUCAGGACAAGGCAGGUGCAGCCAAGUCCAUGCAUAUGCACUCCAUGCAUAUGCCCACCCCAAAGGGUAGAGGCAGGUAGGUUGGCACAGUAAGUGCCUUUUGAAGAAGGUGCUAUAAAAGACAAGCCCUGCCUAGGAAGAAACAAUGCCUACUCUCCUGGCAUCUAUCAGCAUAAGUAGGCUUCAGAGGCACAGCCGUCCAAACUCAGAAGACAUGGGUUCCAGUCAUGGUCUAGUGGGGUCCAAGGUAGAUCCUGUCCCUCUGCUGACACGAGAUGCAACUGAGAUUGACUACUCUGUGAGUACCAAGCUCAUCAGACUGCUGCUACUGCUACCCUCAGAAAUAGUUGACCAGGGCUGCUUAACACUCCGUAAAUCUUACCCUUAAACUAAGGAAGAACCGGAAGUUUAUAGCCACCUUCCUCCACAGAUGACCUUAGGGCAAUAACCCUGAAGAACCAGGAGAGGAAGCAGGGAAGAUACGCACCAGCUGUUGGAGACAUCAUAAGCUGGAGCUUUGGGUCAAAACCAUGCAUUUGAUUUGGUUGCAAGCAGCAGUGCAUGUGGUUAUACCCCUGCACUGCAAACCCACUGAAAAGAGAAAUGCCCCCUUUCAAUGUGCUUAAGCACAUUAACUAAACUAUUCUCUGUAACAGACAUAAUUCCAAGACGUUAGGAGGGUUGAGCAAAUUACAAUCUCUGCAUGUGAUAUAAUAAUAUGCUUUAGCCCGGGCACAGUGGCUCGUGCCUGUAAUCCCAGCACUUUGGAAGGCCAAGGGGAGUGGAUCACC